Diabrotica balteata is the source of this 2421-nucleotide messenger RNA. NCBI's taxonomy places the organism in Eukaryota, Metazoa, Arthropoda, Insecta, Coleoptera, Chrysomelidae. The record is from the annotation of a GenBank genome assembly.
AUGUGCGGGAUACAAAGUGUUAACAUGAAGAUGAUGGGAUAUAAAAUAUUUUUGUUUUGUUUACUAGCGGUGGGCGUGUCUGGACAGUAUGAAUGGCAAGCCAGAGAUUCCUUUGAUGAGAUUUCACGUAAUAUGCAAAGGGUAACAAAAGACAAUUGCGAAAUCCAACAUGUUGGGGACCUUUACUUACCCGAGGAAUCGGUAUCUCAUCUUCCCGACAUCAAAGACAUUAACAUAAAUCCAGUGUUCCCUAACAGGACUCUUUUACUCCAUUUACACAAUACAGCUAUGAACAGGGCCUUCUUUUGGUCCUAUAUACUCCAGAGCAGAUUUAUUAGGCCAGCUAUAAAUGAUACUUAUGACCCUGGCAUGAUGUAUUAUUUUCUUUCUGCUGUAGCUGAUGUUUCAACUAAUAAACACAUUAAUGCUAGUGCUAUUUAUUUUUCACCAAAUAUGUCAUAUUCCAGCUCUUACAGAGGAUUCUUCAACAAAACCUUUCCAAGAUUUGCACCAAGAGCCUUCAGAGCAGAUGAUUUUAAUGACCCUAUUCACUUGGAACGAAUAUCAACAUUAAAUACAUUUACAGUCCAUGAUUUGGGUGCUAUCAAACCUGAUACAAGUAAUGAUUACACAUCUGAUUAUUAUCGUAUAAAUGAAUGGUACAAACAAUGGUUACCAGAUCAUGUAGAUAAAAGACAUGAUACAAAAACAACAUACCAAGUGGAAAUUCGAUAUGCUAACAAUACAAAUGAAACAUUUACAUUCCAUGGGCCGCCAGGUGCAGAUGAAACACCAGGGCCUGUUAAGUGGACAAGACCAUAUUUUGAUUGUGGAAGAUCAAAUAGAUGGUUAGUGGCAGCUGUUGUUCCCAUAGCUGAUAUAUAUCCAAGACAUACUGGAUUUAGACAUAUAGAAUAUCCCACAUACACAGCUGUAUCUGUGGUUGAGAUGGAAUUCGAUAGGAUAGAUAUUAAUCAAUGUCCACCAGGUAUGGGAAAUAAUGGACCAAAUAUCUUUGCAGAUACGGCUAGGUGUAAAAAGGAAACGACAGAGUGCGAGCCAAUACAUGGAUGGGGAUUCCGUAGAGGCGGUUAUCAAUGUCGUUGCCUGCCGGGAUAUAGGCUUCCUUUACAGGCGAGAAGGCCAUUCCUGGGGGAGAAGGUUGAAAGGGCAACUGCUGAGCAGUAUUACAACGGAUUUGACUGUCAGAAGAUUGGAUGGAUUCAAAAACUACCUGUACAAUGGGAACGUUCUGAUCCAUAUUUAAGAGAAGUAGUAUUGGACAAAUACCCAGAGUACUGGAACCAAACUACAGGCCCAGCCAGUUUAAGCCAACCAGUAAUGAACAUUCAUCGGGUUUUAGAUUAUAUUCUAGGUAUGAACAAAGAUAAUUGCAGAAAGUACAAACCCGAAGACCUACAGCUUUAUGGAGGAAUUAUGCACGGAGCAGAGGAAUUUUUCGAAAAUGAAGCGAAAAUGGCACUCAGACUUGCAAACUUUAUAAGCGCUUUCUUACAAGUUUCCGACCCGAAAGAAGUUUAUUCUGGGAAAAGAGUAGCCGAUAGGGAGCUCACAGAAGAUCAAAUGAUUGGAGAAACUUUGGCUUUAGUGUUGGGAAAUAGUCGCAUUUGGUCAGCUGGUACAUAUUGGGAAAGAAAUAAAUUUCCAAAUCGAACGCUCUUUGCUCCUUAUGCUUACAAAAAAAUUCUAAACACGAGGAAAUACAACGUUGAAGAUUUAGCCAGAUUGGACAAACCAUCCGAAGUCUACCUGAACAAUAUAUGGUUCAAAGAUUUAAAAUAUCGAUGGGCUUCUAAUUUCGAUAGUUUAGAAAAGUUCUGGCUGAAAAUUAGGAUACGAUUCAACGAGACCGGGGAAACCACAAUGAAAUUCGAACAUUUUCCGACCUAUUAUAGAGGUGCAAGAUUAGAGCAUGGACAUUGGACGCAACCGUACUAUGAUUGCUACGGAAAGGUUCCUAUGUGGAAAAUUAAGUAUGUGGCGCCAUUCUUUGGUUGGGACAGUCUUAAAGCGAAACUUGAAUUUAAGGGUGCAGUUGGUGUUACGAUGGAUUUAUUGAAAUUGGAUAUUAAUCAAUGUCCAGAUACCUCAGCCAAUGCUUUUGAAAGCACAGAAAAAUGCCACCAGAAAACAUCUUACUGUGUACCAAUCCUAGGAAGAGGAUUUGAAACAGGAGGCUACAAAUGCGAAUGUAAACAAGGCUAUGAAUACCCAUUCGAAGAUCCCAUAACCUAUUAUGAUGGACAAUUAGUAGAGGCAGAGUUUACAAACCUAGUAGAUGAUAACGAAACUCGCUUUAAUAUGUUUAAAUGCAGACUAGCGGGUGCUGGUAGUAUAGAAGUAAGCAUAACGACUGUUUUAGUGUUAUUAUUGAUUUCCUUGGGUUUAUAUAGAGUUUAA